AUGGUCAACUUCACGUUUGGGAACACAUUCUUCCUCAUGGGGUUCUCUGAUACCCGGGAAGUACAGAUCUUACACGCUGUGCUCUUCCUGCUGAUCUACCUGACAGCCCUCCUGGGGAACCUGCUCAUCAUCACACUCACCACCGAGGACCCCAGGCUGCACACCCCGAUGUACUUCUUCCUCAGGAACUUGUCCUUUCUGGACCUCUGCCUCAUUUCCAUCACUGUCCCCAAAGCCAUCGUGAGCUCUCUGACAAGCAACAACACCAUUUCAUUUCUGGGAUGCGUGUCACAGGUGUUUUUCUUCUUCCUCUUAGCCACUACAGAAGUAGCGCUACUCACAGUCAUGUCCUAUGACCGCUACGUGGCCAUCUGCUACCCGCUCAGAUACGACACCAUUGUGAACCAUGGAGCCUGCGUGCAGAUGGCCACCUCUUCGUGGGCCAGUGGGGGUCUCAAUGCAAUUCUGCACACAGCUGCCACCUUUUCCAUAGCCAUGUGUGGGUCUCCUGAAGCUCAUCAGUUCUUCUGUGAUGUCCCACAGCUGCUCUCUCUUGCCUGCUCCUAUAAUAUUGGGGAACUGGUAGUCAUUGGACUCAGCCUAAUGUUAGAUUUUGGCUGUUUUGUGUUUAUUGAUAUUUCUUACAUCCACAUCUUCUCCAGUGUGCUGAGGAUGCCCUCCAGAGAAGGCAGGUCCAAAGCUUUCUCAACCUGCCUGACUCACCUCAUUGUUGUGACUCUGUUUCUCUCUUCUGGGUUUUUUGCCUAUUUGCACCCUUUACCCAAAUCUCCAUCACUCUGGGACUUGCUAGUUUCUGUUUUCUAUACGGUAGUGCCACCGACCAUGAACCCCCUCAUCUACAGCCUGAGAAAUAAGGAUAUGAAGGUGGCACUAGGCAAACUGAGAAUGAGCAUUGUGCAUCAAACUGGAAGUUAA
This is a messenger RNA of Manis pentadactyla (Chinese pangolin), 936 nucleotides long. RefSeq names its product olfactory receptor 14A16-like. The coding region runs from base 1 to 936 and encodes 311 amino acids. Gene Ontology annotation, molecular function: odorant binding; G protein-coupled receptor activity; olfactory receptor activity. Gene Ontology annotation, biological process: G protein-coupled receptor signaling pathway. The record is from RefSeq and is a predicted model, not a curated record. Gene Ontology annotation, cellular component: membrane. The transcript has a single exon. NCBI's taxonomy places the organism in Eukaryota, Metazoa, Chordata, Mammalia, Pholidota, Manidae.